AUGUCGGAAGAUGGAAGUCGCCGAGCCGACAUGGUCUGGGGCUUCCUCUCGCUUUGGGAUCUUUGGGAUUGCGAGACCCUGCAGAACAAGCUCCCAUCCAACUUCGACUGGACGCAGCCUAUCGGGAAUGACGGACUAGUGCCGUUGACUGUGCUGCUUCUUGACCCUGCGCGAAUGUCAAACAACAAAUCUGGAUUCUUAAAGCUUGCAGAAUGGAUGCUCAAGUCGGGAGCAGAUCCUGAGCAAAGGCUGCCGGCAGAAAACACCUUUUUUAGGUCUUGGUUCCAGAAAGACAAACCGGACGCAACCAGAAUAACAGUGUCCUUCGGCGGACACUCUGCCAUCACGCUAGCCGUCGCAUGGUUGCACGCCAUGCAAGAGGCGAAGGGUGGUGCAAAUUGGGGAAAUGAGACGGGAUGCCUCCGAGAAUUCCUGACGCUCUGCGCAAGUACAGUAGCGACAAGGGCUGCAAGGGAUCCCCCGACAGUUCCAAUGCGUCAAAGCGUCGUGGAGGUGUGGGAGUCUGUCCGGAACAUGACUGCCACACACAACGUGAUCUUCGAAACGGCAGAUGGCCAAGUCACUGCUCAUGACGUCGUCCUCCUUGCCGCCUCUCCUGUCCUAAAAGCCAUGCUGGAGUCCAGUAUGAAGGAAGGCUCGAGCAAGCGGAUUUCAGUCGAGGACUCAUCGAGUUCAGGGGUUUCUUUGUUCCUGGACAUGCUUUACACGGGCUCUACUUGGGACGAUCCCGACUACAAGACCAUGUUGGUCGCGUUGGAUCUUGCCCAUCGUUGGCAGGUGACGGGAGUGGUGGACAUGGUGUCGGAUGCUUUGCCACAGAUGCUGGCCGUUGACAGCUUUGCGGACAUCGCAGAAGCUGCAGUUCUCAAGGGUUUGGAUGCGCUCCAGCGUGCCUGCAGGGGCUUCGGUUCCAAGAGCGAGGAGAUUCAGGCCAUGCUGCAAGCAGGAAGCUUCCCUGAUCAUGUUCAGAGACUCUUGGGGGCAUCUGCAACACAUGCGUGCGAGCCUGGGGCGAGCAAAGGCAGGCGACGAAGCUUUUGA
Symbiodinium natans is the source of this 1062-nucleotide messenger RNA. NCBI's taxonomy places the organism in Eukaryota, Dinophyceae, Suessiales, Symbiodiniaceae. The record is from the annotation of a GenBank genome assembly.